AUGCUUCGACUUUCGAAAUUCCCGCUCCUGUCAAGUCUCGCGAGAUCUGAGACCGCGAGAUCUCAGCAUCCAAGAUGGCAGCCUCCUGUAACAAAACAAGGACACCACCACAUCAUGUUGUUUUUCCUGGUGAUAGUUCUAUCAGGGGUUCUUCAUACAACAGAAGCCAAAUCCAAGUCUAUUGUGGCCACGUUAGAUGCAAAAUGGAGGAACACUCCAUUGUUACUGGAAGCCAGUGAGUUCCUUGCUCAGGAAAGUAAUGAUGCAUUCUGGGGUUUUGCCAACAAAGUUGCAGAGGUCGACCCAGAGCAGAUAAAAUCGCAGUCAGACCACUCGUACCACCAUUACAUCCAGAAGCUGACUCGAGGGUUCCUGUCUGAGGCUCAGGUCAAAGUGCUGCGCUUCACACUGGCUCUGCGGGCUCACUCCCCCACUGUGGAGAUGUUUGCUCAUUUGGUAGAGGACCUCCCAUCUAUCCCAGACUGCCCUGCUUUUGUAGAUGUGCACAAUGAGAUGACCUGUGACCCCAGCAAGGUCAAGGGCAUGGUGGACAGCGCUUCAGGAAGACAAAGACCUUACCUGUACAAGGUAGAUCACCAGUACCCCGGUGCCUCGCCUGACGUACCUGUAGUCAUCCUGUAUGCAGAACUGGGAACUCAGGGCUUCAAGGACUUCCACUCCGUCUUACAAGACAUGGCAGACAAGGGGGACAUCAACUAUGUCUUAAGGCACUACAUCAAGGUGCGACCAGACAGGAAAGUUCGUCUGUCAGGUUACGGAGUGGAGCUGGCCAUCAAGAGUACAGAGUAUAAGGCUGUGGACGACAGUAAAGUACAAGGUGAUGCUCCGGGUGUGGAAGUGGAGGCUGAAGGUGAAGAUGAAGUAGAGGGUUUCAUCUUUAAGAAACUCAGACAGCUGUAUCCAGAUCUGAAGGAGAAACUGAAGACGUUCCGUUCCUACCUGAUCGAGAGCACCAAUGAGAUGGCUCCUCUGAAGGUGUGGCAGAUCCAGGAUCUGAGUUUCCAGGCCGCCCAGCGUAUUGUGUCCUCAGCUCCACAGGAUGCACUGCGGGUGAUGAGGGACGUCAGUCAGAACUUCCCUACUCAGGCCAGGUCCCUGGUAAGAACCCAAGUUCAAGAUGAAGUCAGGAAGGAGAUACAAGACAACCAAAAGGUGUUUUCAGAAACCCUAGACCUGAGUGCUGGAGAAUCAGCUCUGCUAAUCAAUGGAUUACUCAUAGACCUGGACAUUGUGGACCCUUUCCUACUGUUAGACACCAUCAAGAACGAGGUAAAACUGAUGGAGGGACUGUGGUCACUAGGGAUCAGGGAAGACAACCUGAAGUCCCUACUGUACCUGCCUGUGGACUCAGAGGUGGACAACUAUGCCAUAGAUAUCAGGGACCAUGCUGUACAUUGGAUAAACGACCUUGAGACAGACUACCAGUACAAGAGCUGGCCGUCUAACCUGCAGGAGUUACUGAGACCCAUGUUCCCGGGCAUGCUCAGGCACAUCCGCAAGAACAUGUACCACAUGGUAUUUUUCCUGGACCCUCUGUCCAAGGAGGCAGGAGAGCUGGUCAAACUGGCUGACCUGUUCUACAGGAACCAGGCUCCAGUCAGGAUUGGCCUGGUGUUUGUAGUGAAUGAUGAGAAGGAGGUGGAAGGUCAGGAUGAUGUGGGCGUGGCUCUGAUCCGAGCCUACAACUUCAUCCAGCAGGACCAGGGCAGUGACAAGGCCUUCCUCUGGCUCAACUCUGUCUACACUCUGGCCAGAAACAAGGACAGUCUGUUGGAGCUGGAUCACAUCAAGGAGAAGUUCCGCAGGAAAUAUCCGGGAGACGACAUCGCUGAUGUCAUCGCUGCUGAUACUGACUAUGACGACAAGAGAAGGGCAGGUAAACAGUACUACCAGAGAACAGGGCUGGGUCCGCUGCCACAGGUCCUGAUGAACGGAGUCCCCUUCACAGAGGAAGAGAUUUCUCCAGAGAACUUUGAGGAGUCAGUGGUCAGCAAGAUCCUGACCAUCACACCUGACAUGCAGAGAGCUGUGUACAUGGGUGAGCUGACUAACUCCAUGAACCUGAUGGAGUGGCUGAUGGACCGACCCAACGUCAUGCCUCGCCUCAAUCCCAGGGUCCUUAGCACCAAGAAGAGGACCCUGGACCUCACAACUCAGCCUGGCCCAGCUCCCCUUGCGGAUUCAGCUGCCUUCUCCAGACUGAGCUCCAACCAGAUGGCAGCAACUCUGGCCAACAACAUGAAAUACCUCACUAAGAAAGAUGAGUCUGUAACCCGCCCAGUGACCAUGUGGGUGGUGUGUGACAUGGAGUCCACAGAGGGGAGACAACUUCUGUAUGAUGCCAUCAAACACAUGAAAUCCAGUAACACAGUGAGGAUCGGUGUUCUCCACAACCCGAGCAGCCCGCCCCAGGACGGGAGCCAGACCUUCGCCCGCGCUGCCCAGACUGCUCUGGACACACAGACCAUGACUCUGGCCAAAAACUUCAUCACCAAACUGGCUAAGGAGGAGAAUGUGCCACUGGUGCAGGGGGGCAAACUGGCAGAACUCUACGUUAACGGUAUGGACACGGCUAAGUUUGAGGCAGCCCUGAAGAAGGAGCAGAAGAAGCAGACAGGCCUGCUGACCUCUCACUGGACGUUUGUGAAGAACACACUAAAGGUCAAGCCUGGACAGAGGGCCAUUGUGGCCAAUGGGAUGAUUAUUGGUCCACUGGAUCCUUCUGAGACCUUUGACCCUGAUGACUUUGGUCUGCUGGAGAAGUUUGUCAAGAGUCUGGCAGCUGACAACGUCGCUCAGAAGAUUAAAGACAUGGAGCUCAAACUGAAGAAUGAUGGGCUGAAUGACCUUGUAAUGAAGGCUUCAGGUCUGCUCAUGGCCAACCAGAGGUCAGACUCCAGAAGGGAGGUCACCUACAGUUCUGACCAACACAGUGCUGUGAAGAUCCCUGGUGACCCCAAUGAGGCUGCGUUUGACAUCAUAGCUGUGGUGGAUCCAACAACUAGAGAUGCACAGAGACUGGCUCCUAUUCUUAUCGUCCUGCAGCAGGUGGUGAAUGCUAACCUGAAGGUGUUCAUGAACUCUCGGGACAAACUUUCAGAGAUGCCGCUCAAGAGCUUCUACAGAUAUGUGCUGGAACCGGAGGUGGGCUUCAUGGUCAACACUAGUUUCAGCCCAGGUCCCAGUGCCAAGUUUGUAGACAUGCCAGACAGUACCCUGUUCACAUUAAACAUGAAGCCACCGGAGAGCUGGCUGAUUGAGUCGGUCAGGACCCCGUAUGAUCUGGAUAACAUCAGGUUAGAAGACGUGGUGCCUGGGACUACCAUCAACGCUGAGUAUGAGCUGGAGUAUCUACUGUUGGAAGGUCACUGCUAUGAUGCGAUGUCCGGCCAGCCCCCGCGAGGUCUACAGUUCACCCUGGGGACUCACAACACUCCUGUCAUGGUGGACACUAUUGUUAUGGCAAACCUGGGUUACUUCCAGCUGAAGGCUAACCCUGGUGCGUGGCUGCUGCGCAUGCGUGCAGGGCGGUCAGAGGAGAUCUACCAGAUCACGAGUCACGACGGCACCGACACCCCGGCCGGGUCUGAGGACGUCACCGUCAUCAUGGACAGCUUCAAGAGCAAGAUUAUCAAGAUCAAGGUGAACAAGAAACCAGACAAGCUACAGGAGGAUCUGCUGUCAGACGAGGGAGAGAGUGGGGGAGGGAUCUGGGACUCCAUAUCAAGUUUGACAGGAGGAGGUAAGAAGACAACUGAUGACUCAGAUGAGGAGGACGUCAUCAACAUCUUCUCUGUUGCCUCUGGUCACCUGUAUGAGAGGCUGCUCAGAAUCAUGAUGCUGAGUGUUCUGAAACACACCAAGACUCCUGUCAAGUUCUGGUUCCUGAAGAACUACCUCUCUCCUGCAGUCAAGGACUUCCUGCCCCACAUGGCUAAGGAGUAUGGUUUUCAGUACGAGCUGGUUCAGUACAAGUGGCCUCGCUGGCUUCACCAGCAGACUGAGAAACAGCGCAUCAUCUGGGGAUACAAGAUCCUGUUUCUGGACGUACUGUUUCCCCUCAGCGUCAAGAAAAUCAUCUUCGUCGAUGCAGAUCAGAUUGUUCGUACAGACAUUAAGGAGUUACGUGACCUGGACCUGGGCGGGGCUCCCUAUGGUUACACACCCUUCUGUGAUAGCAGGAAGGAGAUGAACGGGUUCAGGUUCUGGAAGUCGGGUUACUGGGCGAGCCACCUUGGCGGCAGGAAGUACCACAUCAGCGCGCUGUACGUCGUCGACCUGAAGAAGUUCCGACGCAUCGCCGCGGGCGACCGGCUCCGAGGACAGUACCAGGGACUGAGUCAGGACCCCAACAGUCUCUCUAACCUCGAUCAGGACCUCCCCAACAACAUGAUCCACCAGGUGGCAAUUAAGUCCCUGCCUCAGGAGUGGCUCUGGUGUGAGACGUGGUGUGACGAUGCCUCGAAAGCAACCGCAAAAACUAUCGACCUGUGCAAUAACCCUCUGACAAAAGAACCAAAGCUGGAGGCAGCGGUGAGAAUAGUUCCAGAGUGGACAGACUACGAUAACGAGAUAAAAACUCUACAGCAGAGAUUAUCAAACGGAGAAACAACUUCACAACCUAAGGAAGAAACAUUACAACAACAAGAGUCUCAAAGACACCAUCACGACCAUGAGUUGUGACGAAAGCUGGUCUUCCACAACUCCAGAGUUCCACAUGUAGUUCUCAUCUUUAAGAUUCACUGUGACAUGUAGGAGGGGUAUUUAAGAUGUACGAUUUAUUCCAGUUAUUAGGGCUGUGUACCAGUACACUGUGCCUGUACCUGUAAAUUUCUUCCGUUACAGGUAGCUUUCAGCCUUAAAGCAACGUCUGACAGUUUUCAAAAUCUGUCCAGUUGCUUAAGCAACUUUUUCCUUGUGUAUUAUUUAGCCAAUUUGGUCAAUUCAGAAAUUUGCCACUCCAACAGGUGGCUACAUGUGUAGCUUACAAAUAGGUGGCCAGGCUUGUUUCCGUACAGUACCAGUUCUUGUAAUUCUCCUAUGUACACAGCCCUAAAUACACUCAUAAAUACAUUGGGAUAUAUUUAUUGCCAACAUUUAGUACUUAGAACAAAACCCAACAUGGCCAAGUGUGACAUAAAGU
Molecule: messenger RNA, 5164 nt
Organism: Branchiostoma belcheri (Belcher's lancelet)
Lineage: Eukaryota; Metazoa; Chordata; Leptocardii; Amphioxiformes; Branchiostomatidae
Product: UDP-glucose:glycoprotein glucosyltransferase 1-like
Exons: 42
Coding region: 1-4704 (1567 amino acids)
Cellular component (GO): endoplasmic reticulum
Molecular function (GO): UDP-glucose:glycoprotein glucosyltransferase activity
Source: RefSeq, a predicted model, not a curated record